Molecule: messenger RNA, 1838 nt
Organism: Ctenopharyngodon idella (grass carp)
Lineage: Eukaryota; Metazoa; Chordata; Actinopteri; Cypriniformes; Xenocyprididae
Gene: vtcn1
Product: V-set domain containing T cell activation inhibitor 1
Exons: 5
Coding region: 202-1041 (279 amino acids)
Source: RefSeq, a predicted model, not a curated record
GAGUGUCAGGACACUCCUCUCAGAGGUAAUAUUGACAGAGGGAGGAGGUGUUGAAAUAAAGUUUGAAACUAGUCUGAGGGGAUUAGAAAGUGCUCGUCCGUCUUAGCCCGUUGAUUUAUUAUGCCAUCUACAGAGAUGCUCAGCAGAGUUGUACAUCGAUUCAUCAAAGAUACUGCUUGAAAGUAGAAACAGGUUACCAGAAUGGCUACAAUUGGACAAAUAAUCUUUACAAGUAUGAUUGUUCUGAUAGUAGUAAUUUCUGGACUCAUCAUUUUCAUUUUGGCUAUUGCAUUCUCAGUGUCCCAAGGUACUGUUGAGAGCAGUAGCCCCUCUACUGUGGGGAAUCUUGAGGAGGAUGUGGUCCUGGAUUGCAGGUUUCUUAGCAGCAGUGGCAAUGAGCAAUUCAGUGAUGUAUCAAUUACUUGGCUAAAAGAUGCUCUCAGUGGUGUGGUCUAUGAAUACAAGAACAAAGCAGCCCAGCUCCAGGGGCAGAACGAACAGUUCAAAAACAGGGCUCAACUGUUCUCAGCUGCUAUAUCAACGGGGAACGCUUCCCUUCUGCUGAGAAAUGUGAAGAUGGAGGAUGAGGGUGUGUAUCGCUGCACUGUCAAUGCACCAAAAGUCUCAGGGACUACCAGCAUUAACCUCAGAGUGGCUGCUUUCACAGCUCCCACAUUUACUCAACUGAAAAAUGGCUCUCUAUUCGCUGAGGCUCAUAAAUGGUUUCCCCAACCGGAGGUCAGCUGGUCGAGUCCAAGUGGGCAGCUUUUAAACAGCAGCACUUUUUUCAACAUCUCUGCUGGAAUCAUGCAAGUUGCUAGUGUCCUUGAAGACCCAGUAAAAGAGAAUGACACAUACAUCUGUAUUAUCCAGAACAGUCUUGUGAAAGCUAUCUCAGAGGCAACCGUAACAGAAAACAGAGUGACGGAGAGGACAAACUUCAUUUUGAAUGCUGCAUCUACAAAAGUAUCAUCCUUACAUCUUCUGUUCACAGUCAUCCUUAUUCUCUCUGUAAUCCAGACACGUCUCUCCAGUGGUUGAUCAUGUUCAAGCCAAUCAGUUACAGUACAAAAGACUGACAUGUUUUUCUUGGUUGGUUGCUUACAGUACAUACUAAAAUUCAAUCAAUUAACCCCACAUCCUAAACCAUAAUGACAUUUACCAAUAGAAAGAAAAACUGUUCUUUUUUAAACUCUAAACAUUUUACUCUGUGCUUGUGUAGAAACCUGUAGAAGUGGACAUAUAUCCAAAUAGACCCUUUUCACAGACUGUGAUGACGCGUUUUAACGGUCAUCAAUAUCGUAAAUCCUGCAAAGUUUUUUAUAUUUCUAUUUUUUUUUUUUAAACGUAUGUACAUUUAUAACACUAUACUUAGUAUUAUAUUACCUUUGCAUCAAAUUACAAAAAACUAGUUAACGCUGCUGUGAGGGUGUUUCUAAUACACCGGCUAUGGGAGUGAUGAUAAAAAUGACAUCUUUCUCUCUUUGGACUGCCGUUAUCAAUCGCUCUCUAUAUUUUUCCUCUUUUUGAAAGAGUUUUUCUUUUGCUAUUUGAGCAAAUGGAAACACAAAAAAUAUAUUUAAUGUAUUCUCUCAUUCACCAACUAUGACGACUUCCGCUUCUGAGAAACCCGGAAAUGUGAAAAGGGUCUAUUCAUGUUUCACAUGAUAAAUCCUAUGAAUUCUUUCAUAUGAAACAUCUUUUAUUUUGUUAUUGACAAAAUGUAUCAGCUAAUCUGCAAACAUAUGUAAUAUUGUUUAUCAUAGCUUAUUUCACAUUAUUGAAACUGCUCUUGGAAAAUGUUUUGCAUUACUAAUAAAGGAUUUUCAAUACACUCA